GCUGCAGGCGGACACAGCCAGGCCCGUGGCCGCGCGGGCCCCGCGGGCAGCCGCCCCCCCCCACCCCCCAGCCGCGUGGGACAGCCCCGGGGACCCGCCGCGGGCGGCCGCUGCCCUGCCAUGUUCAGCCGGAGCUCCCAGAAAAGGCUGUCCGGCCGCUCGGUGAGUGUCCCCCGCCCGGGCGGGGCGGGCGUGCGGGGGGCCCUGGGCCCGGUGUCCCCGCGCCCCUCGGCCUCGCACCUGUGGCCCCAGUUGACCGGACUGGGGCGGAUAGAGAGAGGCCAGCCCUGCAGCGCCUGCGGUGACCAGUGCCCCGGGUUUGCCUUGCACAAAUGGAGGAAGAUCUGUCUGCACUGCAAGUGCCCGCAGGAGGAGCACAUGGUGACGGUGAUGCCCCUGGAGAUGGAGAAGACCGUCAGCAAACUCAUGUUCGACUUCCAGAGGAACUCCACCUCGGACGACGACUCGGGCUGUGCCCUGGAGGAGUACGCCUGGGUCCCCCCCGGGCUGAAGCCCGAACAGGUUCACCAGUACUACAGCUGUCUCCCCGAGGAGAAGGUUCCGUAUGUCAACAGUCCCGGGGAGAAGCUGCGGAUCAAGCAGCUACUGCACCAGCUGCCGCCGCAUGACAAUGAGGUCCGAUACUGCAACUCCCUGGACGAGGAGGAGAAGCGGGAGCUGAAGCUCUUCAGCAACCAGAGGAAGCGCGAGAACUUGGGCCGAGGGAAUGUCAGGCCCUUCCCGGUCACCAUGACGGGAGCCAUUUGUGAACAGUGCGGGGGCCAGAUUAACGGCGGGGACAUCGCUGUGUUCGCGUCGCGCGCCGGCCACGGGGUGUGCUGGCACCCGCCCUGCUUCAUCUGCACCGUCUGCAGCGAGCUGCUGGUGGACCUGAUCUACUUCUACCAGGACGGCAAGAUCUACUGCGGCCGGCACCACGCCGAGUGCCUGAAGCCACGCUGCGCCGCCUGCGACGAGAUCAUCUUUGCCGACGAGUGCACCGAAGCCGAGGGGCGGCACUGGCACAUGAAACACUUCUGCUGCUUCGAGUGCGAGACCGUGCUGGGCGGCCAGCGCUACAUCAUGAAGGAGGGAAGGCCCUACUGUUGCCACUGCUUCGAGUCCUUGUAUGCAGAAUACUGCGACACCUGCGCCCAACACAUAGGGAUCGACCAGGGCCAGAUGACCUACGACGGCCAGCACUGGCACGCCACCGAGACCUGCUUCUGCUGCGCUCACUGCAAGAAGUCCCUCCUGGGGCGGCCCUUCCUCCCCAAGCAGGGCCAGAUAUUCUGCUCGCGGGCCUGCAGCGCCGGGGAGGACCCCAACGGCUCGGACUCCUCCGACUCGGCCUUCCAGAACGCCAGGGCCAAGGAGUCCCGGCGCAGCGCCAAGAUCGGCAAGAACAAGGGCAAGACGGAGGAGCCGGUGCUGAGCCCGCACGGCCAGCUGCAGGUGAGCGCCAACCGGCUGUCCGCCGACGUGGACCCCCUGUCGCUGCAGAUGGACCUGCUCAGCCUGGCCGGCCAGACGCCCAGCCUGAACCGGGACCCCAUCUGGAGGAGCCGGGACGAGCCCUUCCACUACGGGAACCAGCUGGAGCAGAGCCAGCCGCCCAGCCCGCUGCAGCUGCUCAGCCAGUGCAACAUCAGGACUUCCUACAGCCCCGCGGCCCAGGCGGGCGCCGCGCCCGACCUGUGGGCCCCGCACUUCAGCAACCCCAAGCGGAGCUCGUCCAUGGCGCUGAAGGGCCACGGCGGCAGCUUCAUCCAGGAGUGCCGGGAGGACUACUACCCGGGGCGGCUGCGCUCCCAGGAGAGCUAUAGCGACAUGUCCAGCCAGAGCUUCGGGGAAGCCCGGGGCAGCAUCCAGGUCCCCAAGUACGAGGAGGACGAGGAGGAGGAGGAAGGGGGCAUGCCCGCCCAGCAGUGCCGGACCCGCCGUCCGCUCAGCUCCCUGAAGUACACCGAGGACAUGACGCCCACGGAGCAGACCCCUCGGGGCUCCAUGGAAUCCCUGGCGCUGUCUAACACCACAGGCCUCUCCGCGGACGGCGGCGCCAAGCGCCAGGAGCACCUGUCUCGGUUCUCCAUGCCCGACCUCAGCAAGGACUCGGGCAUGAACGUGUCGGAGAAGCUGAGCACCCUGGGCACGCUCAACUCGUCCGUGCAGUUCCGCAGCGCCGAGUCGGUGCGCAGCCUGCUGUCGGCGCAGCAGUACCAGGACAUGGAGGGCGGCCUGCGCCAGCUCGGCGCCCCGCUGGGCUACCGGGACCGGCAGGCCCGCGGCGGCCGGAUGCACCAGAGCUUCGACUUCGACCCCGGCGCGGGGGCGGGCAGCCAGAUGCCGGGGCCCGACGGCGGCGCCAGGAUCCAGCCCAUGAGCGAGCGCACGCGGCGGCGCAGCGUGUCCCGCGACGACCCCCGCCACUUCCGGCCGCACCACCGGUCGCGCCGCUCGCGCCGCUCGCGCUCCGACAACGCGCUGCACCUGGCGGGCGAGCGGGAGGCGGCGGCCCGCCUGCAGGAGCGGCCCCCGCUGCUCCGGGGCGGCCGCGAGGACUACGACCAGUUCCUGCGCCAGCGCAGCUUCCAGGAGAGCCUGGGCCGGGGCUCCCGCCGGGACCUGUAUGGCCAGUGCCCGCGGACCGUGUCGGACCUGGCCCUGCAGAACGCCUUCGGGGAGCGCUGGGGGCCCUACUUGGCCGAGUACGACUGGUGCUCCACCUGCUCCUCCUCCUCGGAGUCUGACAAUGAGGGCUACUUCCUGGGGGAGCCCAUCCCGCAGCCCGCCCGCCUGCGCUACGUGACCAGCGACGAGCUGCUGCACAAGUACAGCUCCUACGGCCUCCCCAAGGCGUCCACGCUGGGCGGCCGGGGGCAGCUGCACAGCAGGAAGCGGCAGAAGAGCAAGAACUGCAUCAUUUCCUAAUCUGAUGGGGCAGGGAAGGUGGGAGCUAAGAAUGUAAAUUCAGAAACUUGCACUGUUUUUUGUUUUUUUCUUUCUUGGAAAGCGCUUUUUGGGUGGUUGCUGGGGGGAGAAGAAGGGGCGUGCUCUCCGCGGAGGAAGGCAAGAUCGCAGGUGGACUCGGUCGGUAGACACAGUUCUCGGCAUGUGGACUAUUAUGAUUUGCACAUUUCACUUUGGAAACGCGAUGGACUGCGCGGCGGAAUCUAGUCCGGGACUAGCCCGGAAUCUAGUCCGGUCGGUCGCCUCGGUGUGUGCAGUUGCCACUCCUGAGAUGGCAGGUUGCUUCCUGCUCGCUUGUAAUUCCUCCUCUCUGGUUCUCUUCCUUUUAGGACCCUUUUUUCCCCCCAGUAAGUAAUUUGUUUAUUUAGCCAGGACCCCAAGACUAAGUUAUUUACAUGUCCAUUGUAAAUGCGAUGUAAAUGAGAGUUCUGAUAAAAUAUUUUUGUAUUUUGUAAUAUCAAAGGAAUUUCUAUAUGGUUAGACUCAGUGAAACCCGCAUGCCAUCCGCAUCGUCUUUGUGUAGUAUUCCGAGUGGCCAGGACCACCACCUUUUUUCCAUUUUUCUAUUACAAACUUGUUACAUGUCAGUGAGACUUUUUUCAAAGGAGUUUAUUCCAUUUGGCUUUUUGUGGCGAAAAAAACACACAACACAGUUAUUCUAUCCAAAGCAUUUUACGCUCUAGUUCGUCUUAAGUAGCCAUCCUUAAGUCCACUCCCACCCUCAGUAGAAUGUAUUCUCUACGAAGUGGUAGUCAUUUUUUAAAUAGCGAACAUAACCUUUGCCCGUUAGAGAAACCAAUCAGUGUCAGUCAAGUUCCUCGAGACACGCCAUCCCUGCCGGGAACCUUGGAGCUGCUCACGAUUGAUCUCUUUCUUGGGGAAAUACAGUGACUGUGAGUGGUGCCGUUGUGUGCCGUCAGCAUGAUGUUGUUCUGAAUGUGGCAUUAUUUUCUGGUGCUCAUGUUUCCCGGAUUGUACUAUCCGCUUUCCUUAGCCAAGGCAGCUGCCUUAGCCUAACAACCAGUUGUCCUCAUUGCAAAUGAACUUGGGCCUUAGGACUUAGGGGCAGAUGGGUUCUGACGGGGCUCUGGGAGAGACAGCGUGUCCUAGAUGGUGCGUCAUGCGUGGAGAAGGCAUGAGGUGGUCAGAGAGCAGGGCGAGGGUAGAACUGACGGGGGAUAGGAAGGAAGGGCCAAGGCCAAGAAGAGCUUCUGGAAAUGAAGUAGAGGAACGGGGACGGCCAGCUUGACUGAGGAAAUCAUUCCGCUAACACCCUCCCUGCCCAGAGUGUCUGGGUCAGGUCAGGAGGCGUCAGCGGAAAUGCCUUGAAAAGCAGACGUGGUUGAAAGGAGGAUUUCCAUUGUGAACGUAAGGGGAUGGUUGGUCAGACUGAAAAAUGGGCUCAAAAGUGAAUUUGCUUCAAGAAGACAAAUUUAACGGUUGUGUUGUUUAUAGUAAAAUAAAGCUCCCUACCUUGCUUCAGUUCAAAAUGAAGCGCUUGCUUUUCCCCCCAUUCUCCUCCUCCCCUUAACGGAUUGUGGCGGUGGAACUAACCCGUCGCAGGACCCACCUUUAGUGAGACGUUCUGUCCAUGUGCUACCCGGUCUAUCUCAGUGGCCUCUGCCGUGGUGAGGUGCGCGUGAUCUCUUUUCAAUGCGGUAGUUACUAUUUUCUAGUAUUUUUUACGGAGAGAAUGUGAAAUGUGGCUUUUCAGACCCCACGCCAGGUGGGUCUGGGGAAAGGAAAGCUGUACGGGCUGUCCAAAUGGCGCUCCAUUCAGGAUGUAUUAAAGUAAUUUGCUUUUCAGGUAUUACUAUGACAUUUGUCAUUGUCACUGAUUUUUUUAAAAAAGCAAUACAAGUGUUGGUUGUGGCUGUUUUCCGCAUGCUAUCUUCAUAUCUAAAUGCUUCCUUAAGUAUCCGAGCCUCCGGAGAAUUACUCUUAUUACGUCUGUAUAGUAAGUCUGUAAACUGCUUGGCAAACUGAUUUUAAGAAAUAAUGUGCCAAAUCACAUGACUAACGUGGCAGGUUUCUGGUAGAAAUUGGGCAAGUCCCAUUUGGAUUUUCGAGUUCCUUGAUUGAUGAGAACAAAAAGGGAUUUUGGA
Pipistrellus kuhlii (Kuhl's pipistrelle) is the source of this 5075-nucleotide messenger RNA. RefSeq names its product prickle planar cell polarity protein 2 (gene PRICKLE2). The coding region runs from base 121 to 2931 and encodes 936 amino acids. The record is from RefSeq and is a predicted model, not a curated record. Gene Ontology annotation, molecular function: zinc ion binding. The transcript has 9 exons. NCBI's taxonomy places the organism in Eukaryota, Metazoa, Chordata, Mammalia, Chiroptera, Vespertilionidae.